Molecule: messenger RNA, 8181 nt
Organism: Bursaphelenchus xylophilus (pine wood nematode)
Lineage: Eukaryota; Metazoa; Nematoda; Chromadorea; Rhabditida; Aphelenchoididae
Source: the annotation of a GenBank genome assembly
AUGUCAACGACUAGAAAAAUCGACAAGAAUAAGAAUUCCAUAACUUUGCAGACGGCAACAUCUCAUGAUUGUAAAGCUCAAAAAAGUGAGUUUUUAGACUUGAAGUGGAAUAAAAAAUGUCUAUAAAAAAAACUUCUGAAGUCCCAACCUCCUUGCAACAAAACCACGCUAAAACGAUUUUUUUGUCUUUUUCAAUCCGCUGUACAGAGAUUUGACUGUAUUUUGAUUACUGUCAUAACCUGCACGGACAUUUUCGUAUUUUAGAAACUCUCGCUGGAUGUUCUCAAGCUGAUCCCUUAAAUCCUCGGUUGAAUGAAUGGAUUGCGCAACAAGCAGCAUCGCCGAGUUCUUUUCCUUCUACAUGCAAGUUCAUAUUCCCUCAAUCCUUUGUAAAAAUGACUGUUUUUAGCAAACAAUUCCUCAACAACCGUCAUGUCGCAAACCGCAAACUCUUCUACGACAAGUGCAUGUUCAAGUGUGAAUGGAAAAGAGAGCAGUGGAAAAAGUGACACCACCGAUCUUACUAUUGAAAGUCUGGGAACUGUCAGAGGUUUGUCAUCAUAUUUAAGCUCAAAAUUUAGUGUUUAGGGCUUCAAAACGGAAGUGGAUAUUCAACUCAUUCUGGGGGAGGAGGAUUCCAAAGCCAGAACAAUUCCAAUAGCGCCAUAUUUGGCCAAAGAAAUUGGCUAGAAGAAGCCAAAACAGAUCGCUAUAAGUCAUCUGACUUUGCAAGUAGCUAUACCCCCUUUUCCAGGUCUACUUGGUCACCUUCAAGCAGUAGCCAUAGCAAUCAGAGCUUUAGUUACAGAGAUUCUUAUAGCAGUUUUAGUAGCCGGGCCGAUGGUGAUGUAUUUGACCAGAACAUGGCUAGUGACGAAGAUGAAACUAACAAAAUCGCAUCGCCGGACUUUGGAAGUACCAAUACGCUUACUGAAGAGCCUGUUGAAGUCUCUAGCCCUCCAAAUAACACAGUAAAUAACCGUGGAGGCUCUUCUUUUAGAGGCCAUUAUCGAAACAUCGGCAACCGGUUCUUUCACACUUCAUUUGGAGGCCAAAGUGAUGUCUCUACUAUCAAAAGCGACACUCCUCGGGCUUAUUCAGCUACAAUGAGCAGAUCAAGUGAGCCAACUCGGGGCGGCAGUUCUCAUCUUCGAGGCGGAAAAUUUGGAAGUUGUCAUGAACGUUGGCGUAAAGAAGAAGAGGAAAAACGUGAGGCUCAACUCAGAGGUAGGUGGUCAUCAAACCCGGUGACAAGAAGACCAAGAAAAAUAAGUAAUAUACGGAAUUAAGAACUUAGACAACAAACCCGGCGGCGCGAAAAUGAAAGGUUGUUCUUUGGUUAUGAUCGACGUUACACAAGAAGGCCUAGAAUAAAUGACGAGUGGCUUCGACGCCACAAUAUUUUCAGCAGCCGCAAGGACUUUGCAAGAAGAUAUAGCCGGCCCUCAACUUGCAACGAGACAAGGCGAGGAUUCAGAUCAAGGAGAAGUCGAAGUGAAAGUGGACUGCCUAGACGACGCAAUUCUUUCUCUGAUGAUGAGGCCGAAGCUUUCGAACCCGUUCCGGUAAGAGAGGGUAAAUUACAGCCAUGGCUGAAUUUUAUUAGGUUGAUGCAAAAGGAAUUGCGGAUUUUUUAAUUUAUUCGUAUUUUUUCAUAGGAUAGCUCAAUUCAAAAAUGGAAAAAGGUAUAUAGUAGUAAAUUUUAAGAGGAUUUUUCUGUAUAUGUGCUAUUCUUAUAAAAGUUAUCAAACGUUACCAUAAGUUACCACGAAAGUACCCUAAACAUGUUAGUAUAUUUUAAACCAAUUUUUUUACAUAUUGUUUUGCGGCUUUAUCCAUUUUCGAAAAUAUUUUGAUAAAAUACGUUAUAUUCUAUCAAAAAACAAAAAAAACCCCAUUUUUGGCAAAGCGUUAAAACGCUAUCCCAAAAAUUCAAGUUUCAGCAAAUUUUACAAAUCGUGUCAUAUCUUUUUUUUAGGAAGUCCAAAAUAAAAAAUUCUUUUUGCUUUCGAUUAGUAACAACAUUUUUAAGGCUUUCGUGAAAAAAAGACAUCAAAAUCUUGAAUUUUAUUUUUUGGUCAAAAAAUGUCAAAAAAUAAAUUUUUUUGAUUUUGAUGUUUUUUUGUCACAAAAAUCUUAAAAAUGUUGUUACUAAUCGAAAGCAAAAAGAAUUUUUUAUUUUGGACUUAUUAAAAAAAAGAUAUGACACGAUUUGUAAAAUUUGCUGAAAUUUGAAUUUCUGGGAUAGCGUUUUAACGCUUUGCCAAAAAUGGGGUUUUUUUUUGUUUUUUGAUAGAAUAUAACGUAUUUUAUCAAAAUAUUUUCGAAAAUGGAUAACGCCGCAAAACAAUAUGUAAAAAAAUUGGUUUAAAAUAUACUAACAUGUUUAGGGUACUUUCGUGGUAACUUAUGGUAACGUUUGAUAACUUUUAUAAGAAUAGCACAUAUACAGAAAAAUCCUCUUAAAAUUUACUACUAUAUACCUUUUUCCAUUUUUGAAUUGAGCUAUCCUAUGAAAAAAUACGAAUAAAUUAAAAAAUCCGCAAUUCCUUUUGCAUCAACCUAAUAUAUAAAAUUUAUCUUUGGUAUUGAGAUAAUUGAUAAGUAAUUCCUCGAUGUCUAACAGACAUGGCUCUCGUUUGAUUUUUAACAUUCAGAUAAUUUUAAUUCCCGCCUUUCCUGAGAAAAUUCAAGGAUUUCGGUCUUGGCGCGAAAACGAAAAACUGUUUUGCCGACGGGAAGGUUUCGCAAUUUUCUGGUUGUUUGUCGUUUUAUUGCAAAUAGUCUCUCAAGCUAUUUGUGUUGUGCUUGCGUAAAAUACUUUUUUGUGCAUUUGUUAUUUUGAUAUUUUUUAGAUGAAUAGGAGAACCCGGCCGUCAAGUGUCCUGAACUCCACCGAAAGCCAUUCGACGAAACAAACUUCCUCCCCCAAUUCAACUAUGCGGCCACCAACGACAAGAUUUAACGGCUUCAACACCAGCGACAGAUCAACUUCAACCACUCCAAAAAUCGACGAAGAAAGAAACAGCAACUUUGGCCCGCCGGAACCUCGCAUAUAUCCAACUCUAGGAGAGAAUAACGGUAAGUUUAGGUCUAUUUUUGAGAAUUCCUUGUUUUCAGUGGCCGAUCCCAGUUCUUCGACGGCCAGACGUUCCAAUUCUUCGACGGCCACACGCAUUCAUGAAUGGAUCUCAGAGCAAGAAGGCCUGCUGCAAAGUUCCCGCCGGUCCUCCUGUAAUUUUUCGGCCUUACCGCAUUCAACCCGCAAUUUUAGCGUCUUCACACUUCGGCCUCGCAAGUAUUCCCGAAAAACCGCGCAUGGCUUCAAACCUUCCCACACACGACCGUGUCGUCGAAUGCAAUGAGGACCAACGUCGCGUACCUAUUUUUCUGUCGGCCGGUUUUUCUAGAGGUGGUUCUCGUAUUGGGCACAGUACCCCUUCUGUAACUGCUGCAGGAAGCACCUGCUCAAGCAUUGUAAAUGGCAGUGGAAGGAGUGAAUCUACGGAAGUUACUGUGGAAAGCUUGGGCACAGUUAGGGGUGAGAGGUUUGAGAAUGUUAUAUUUCUUUGAAGGAAUUGGGGCCAGAGGAGCACGUGGACUCUCGCAGAACAUGUUCAGAGGAAGAGGAGGCUUUGGAUUUGGAGAUCGGCCAACUACAACUCGUCAAGACGAUUACAACAAUGGGUUUGGAGGGAACAAAGAGAAUGAAGCGGUUUAUCAUGGCAUUCGAGGUAACAGAAGGUCGUCCACAGCUCGCUUUCUGGGAGACGAGGGGAGGCACAGCUUCGGCGAACGGCCAACUGCAACUCGUCAAGACAAUUCCAACAAUGGGUUUGGAGGGUUUGGAUGGAACCAAGAGAAUGGAACGGUUUAUAACAGCGUUCGGGGCAACUUGAGGUCUCUCAGAGCUUGCUUUGCGGAGAACGAGGGAAGGCACAGCCCUCGUCGAGACAGGAGCCGCAACAAUGUAGAGCAUACUCGCAGGCCUCGACGAGCAUCGGUUUUCGACAAUCAACGAAGAGGAUUUCGCCAUAGAAGUCGAAGUGAAGGCUCGCUGCUUAGGGCUUCUGAAGAGUAUGAUGAUGAUUUUGGAAUUCUAAAUCUUGGUCCAGUAAGUGAGAACGACUUGUUAUGUUUAGGUACUGUCUUGGCCGAUUUAUUCCAGCCAUUUUCGAAAACUUCUUGGCUUUAGUUGAUUGUCGUCAUCUUUCAGCCGCCAGAUCAAGACAGAGUAUGCGACAACUGUAGAGAAAAUCAUCGUACAUUUGAGUGCCCAAUCAAAACUUGUUUUAAAUGCCGUUCCUUCAUUGAUAAUUGGCGAGUUUCCUACAAAAUUCAUCCAAAGCUUUGCGAUGAUCUGGUGAGGGGAUUUAUGCGUCCAGACUUUGAGCCAAGAAAGAACAAGUUCUACUUUGAGAACAAGCAUCAGUUGUACCAGGAGUUGUCUCCGGAAAUGAUGAGAAUGUUCUAUGAGCUUCUUGAAGGUUUGACGCCAGCGAAUGAGUAUGGGUUUGGGGUGCGCUUCCACGAAAAAAUCUUACGCAAUAUCGAAGUAUUUGGAAAUUUUGGUGGAAGAUCAUUGGUCUUGGCUCACGAUCUUCUUUGGAGAAAGCUCAGUGCAACCGAAGCCUUCGAAUUUGAGCUAUUUGAUCUGAGAAUCGAGCCUGCUAGAGUUAACAUUAACAUUGGUAGCUCCAACUUUCGGCCAUUUGAUUUGACUUUCAAUAUCAGAGAUAAAGGGGAGAACAAGGAGCUGAACAGUGAGCAGUCCUAUCUGAGAAGUAAGGUUGACACCGAAAUUAUUGUUUUUUUUUGUUUUAGGAGAACUAAAUCACAAUGGGGUUUACGGAUUCCCGAUCAUCAUUUGCAUAAGGGAGGAAUCGACCAGUAUUCAAGAUCAUGAGUUCGAUGCUGAUUGGCCAGACGAUUUGCCCAGAAAGAAGGUGUCGAUGAUCAGACUGAACGCCACGGCCUAUCGAUGUCAACCUCCGAGUACAUCAGAAUAUUGUAGUAAGUUUGCGUUGAUUUAUUUUUUGAGAGAAGACUUGACUCAACGGGUUAUUUUUGGGUCAAGUUUUUCUCUCGAGUUUAUAAACAUGUUUUCAAACAUUUUUUUUGCGAAAAUCAUCAAAUGAACAGCUUUUUUUACAUUGCGAUUUGAAAGGAAGACUUGACUCAAAAAAUUACUCUAUGAGUCAACUGUUUCUUUCGCUUAUAAAUGGAUCUAAUUCGAUAGUUUUGUCUAUUGCCAACUUAUUUAUUUUACCUUCAGCCUUGACCAUUGACCCAUUGAAAGAUCUCCGGCCCUUCCUCAACUAUGGAUACGUGCCUAAAGGCAAGAUCUUCCUCGCUUUCAACCAUCGUGCCAAUCGAAUGCGCGAGGAGACGAAAAAAAUGAGAGACUUUAUUGACUCCCCCAACGACCGAGAGACAUUCCCAAAGAAUCUGAAGGAGAUGGUCAGCAACUUUUACAAUCCCAAGAUUGAAGAUCAGAAAAUCUUCUCUGAUGUGAAACGAAAUGACCUCGAAAAGUUCAACGAUCUUCUGCCAAAGCCUUAUCGGUUGAUGCCAGAGCAAAUGGGGCAUGCCAUCAAUGCCUAUGAGUACGAAAUGCAUGCAAUUUUGGUGAGUUCUUUAAAAAUUGGGAUCUGAAAAUGAUGUCAGGCAUCAUGAAAGGGAAUUUUCCACACUCUUAGCACUCUGAUUUUUGACAUUUAUCCAUCUUCAGGGUCCAUCUGAUCAUACCUUUCAAAAAUUUUCUCCGAAAAAAUUGAUUUUUUGCCAAUUUUUGGCUUUAAAAUUUCGCAAGUUUCUGCAAAGCGCGGGUUAAAAAUUUCGCAAAUUUAUUCGAAAAUUGUUGUCUGAUAUUGUCUCAGGUAUCAUGAAAGGCAAUUUUCCACACCUUAGCACUUUGAUUUUUGACAUUUCCCACCUAAUCUUACCUUAUCCAUCUUCAGGGUCCCUCUGGAACAGGAAAAACGACGAUUUUUUGUUUCCUCGCCAUCUACAACUGGUUCGCCCUUCGCCGAAAAACCCUUCUCUUGACCACGCGUCGCGGCGCAGCCAAUGAAAUCACCCUGCGGAUCGUUCGAAUGUCCAAAUUCCUCCUCGAACUCCCGCAAUUCAGACAUCUGAACAACGAGCGACAAUACAUCUGGUAUAAGUUGGAGAAGGACUCGGCAAUGGAGCCGAGAGACCCCGAGAUUGAAGAGGUUUGUUCGUUCAGCCACGAGGUCCCGGAGCAAAUCACAAUGCUCGUCGCGAUCCACAAUUUCCUCACGGCCGACGUUGUUCUUCAGUUCAAAGCCGAUUCCGUCCUCUUGGAUGAGGCCUCGUCCGUGUCCACGCUCAACUUUUACACCCAUCUGGUCAUGUUGAAUGAGAAGAAACGCCAUGUUCCACAACAUAUGAGCAUUUUUGGUAAGAUGUUGGGGUCUAAUUAUAUUACACAUGAGAUUGAUGGAAUUAAAAUGUAAAAAUUGAUGUUUCAGGUGAUCAGUUUCAAUUGAACGCGCGAUUUUCGAAAGAGCCCUUCCUUACCGACGGCGAUGAGAUGCGUUCCGGGUACGAUGAAUCGGCUUUGGUCCAGCUUUUGAAGUGCAACUUACCGUCUACUCAGAUGAAACAGAUUGUCAGAACUCCGAAAGCAUUGUGCAAAAUUAUCCAGCCUUUCUAGUGAGUUGGUUUUAGUAUUUUUUAUUCCUGUUUUUAGGGGUUAAUUAUGAAAGUUGAAAAAUUUUGAAUAUUUAAAUUUUUGAAAAUUUGUAUAAAUUAAAAAAAUGUUAUUAGAAUUUUUUGUUUGUUUUGUAACGAAGAUUUUAAUUUGACCUUGAUUAUGCAAAGCAAAUUUUUUAAAUAUUCAAAUUUUUGUUUUUGAAAAAUUUGCAUAAUUUAUUUAAAAUUUUAAAAAUUUGCGAAAUUUUUUUUUACAAGGUCUUUUUUCAUUAUUUUUUUAAAAUUAUGUAAUUUAUUUUUUUGGUUAUGCAAAUUUAUUUUUAAAAUUUUUAAAAAUUUUUUCAUAUUUCAGUGAUUUUACCCUCCACACCGCACUCUGCCCCCCUGACCGUCCUCUCCUCCUUGACUUUGCCGGCUGUUUCAAUCUCAUCAGUGAUCUUCUGAAGAUCGAAAAGCGCCAAUUCGUCUCAUUGUUCAUCAAUUUGCCCCGAACAGAUCCCCAAAAACACCAUUUUUGUGAUGCUGAUGAUCACAAAUGUCCGCGCCGCCUUCAUCAUGGAUCAUCUCAUGAAGUAACGGACCGGAGGUUGUGUCUGACAAAUCGCCGCAACGUUUUCUACGCCUCCCACAUUUUCAACGCCAUUCUGAAGAAUAAUCCGGACAUUUCCAGCGAGGAUUGCUUGUAUUUGACUCCGUACCGGGGUAGGUUGAGGGGGAUUGGAACGGAUUUUUUGAUGGAAUUUUUUGGGGUUUUUUGGCAAAAAAAAUUUUUUUUUGUAAAAAGUUUUUUUGGGAAUAAAAAUUUUUGAAUUUUUUGAAAUUCCAAUGGGUGGAACUAAAAUACGACCGUUCUUUUUUAAUCUUUAGCAUGAAAAAAAUAAAAUUUUUUGCCAAAAAAUGGCUCAAAAAUAUUAAUUUUGGGGAUUUUUGUAUUUUUUUUUACUGACAAACCUUAUAAUAGACAAGGUUCAGGUCAAAAAAUAAGUUUGCUGUCGUCUGUUUAUAGUUAGGAUAACAUUUUUCUCAUUUAAAAAACUAGAUUUUGCACGAAAAAAGUUCUCAAAAAUAAUUUUUCCCUAUUUUUUCAAAUUCGUCCCCAAAAUUAUGCAAAUUCCAGUCCAAGAGUCCGAAUUCUACCAUCGUCGCACCAAACCCGGCGCCACGGGCGCCAUCCGCGGCCAGACAGUCGACCGCGCCAUCUCCACCGACGCUCCUUUUGUGCUCCUUGACUUGGUUCGCACCGGCCCCUAUGGAUUUAUGAACGGGCAUGCCGAGGAAUGGCCAGCCUAUGACACGGCCAAAAGACUGUUGGUCUCGCUGAGUCGUGCCACUCGCGCUCAGAUCAUCAUCGGAAGCGUGGACUUGUUCCAUGUCAAGAAUCUUGCCUCCCGUCCCAUCGACAGGCUGGCCAAAUACCAUCUCAAAUCGCGAGAUCCACUGGUUUCUCUUAUUGAAUUGGGCCGUUCCAGUGAUUCCAAAGGAAAUUUUGAUAAAUAUAUUUAA